AGGAGAAGUAGGUAGUUAUUAAUUAACCAUACGUAUCUAUGCUAAAAGUGCAAAAAACAACCUAAGUUAUAUUAUCUUAAAAUUAAGAUCUAAGCUGAAAUUUUAAUCAUGACAUCCCCUCAAGCUUCCAAUGCUGUGGCCCUGCUCCCAAAUGAAGAAUAUGAAACACAAUUCUAUGGCUUCCUUCCCUCAUCAUCUGUGCAAGGAAUGGUACUGAUGAUUGAAGAAAAAAUUGCUGAUGCCAUUGAUGACUUGGAGGAAAGCCUUUCUCAGAUACCUGAGAACAUCCUAAGCAAAGCAGACCUGAGUAAAGGGAUGGAAAAAUUCAAGAGUGUUAUAAACAAGAACACAGAAAAAACUCUUGGAAAACUACAACGUCACCUGCUGGAUGAGGUGCUGCGUUUGCCCAACCACCUACUACUUCCAUGCGAUGCUCUGCAAAGUGAGCCGGCCGACCCUUCUCAGGUGGAAGCAAUGAAGAAUAAAAUUGCCGACUUGCACACCCAGUACAGCAAUGAGCUUUACGUUCAGGCUUCCCUCAAGGCAGAGUUGGAGGUGGGCGAGAAAGUGCUAGUUCAGCAGGAACAGGUUCUAAAUGAUAUUCUUUCGGAGGACUCGAAAUCUGCCUGCUCUUCCUUGAGGGAUAAUCUGCGCUUCAUCCAAGACCAUAGAGCAGAUGAGAUAAAGCUCUUGAACGACGUGCGGCGGCAAUUGUCAUCAAUUUUGUCUGAGGGCGUCGUUGAUGCCGCAAACGUACCCAGCGAGGCCGACGCGCUGCUAUGCAGACUCUUGCCAUCUUAGAGGGUCCUAUAACUCAUAUUUAUAUAUUAAUGAUUGUUCACUUCAUGAGUAUAUUAUGCAAUAUUUGUACAUUCCGUUCUGAGCUUCUUGUUAGACAAGCUAAUGGGCUAAUCCUAUAUUGCGUCGAAAAAUUGUGACUCAAAAUGGGUUUUGUUUCCAUGUAAGUCCUAGAUUUUAAAUAAGUUUCGAUCACUGCUAUGUUGAGCCUUUCUUAAUUUUACUAUCCCCUGCUAAGUUCUAAUAAUGAACAGGCUUGAGCAGUAUGUUAAGUUUGAGAUUGAAAUUUAUAUAAAAUAUUGGACAUUUAUAAUCAUGCGAUAAAGUCUUUGUUUGACAAUAAACUUGCUAGCAUCAGCUGUGGCAAGAUUUGCCUUCAAGUGUAACAUUGGCCCAAAGUUAGAAUUGCUCUGCUGUAGUUUAAUCAUGUAAUCACUGAUGCUACCCAUUCAGUAAUGCACGAGAUAGGUCAAUAAUGCACGAGAUAGGUCAAUAAUGCACGAGAUAGGUCAAUAAUGCAUCACAUGAUCACACUACUUCACAGAAAAACUCUUUGUAGCUUUGAGCAAAUGUUACACUUUAUAGUCUCAUUUCUCCAAUAUUAGAGAACAGUAUAAUCUUUUUCAGGGUCUUGGAAUACUUUUAAAUAUCCCACUUUAUUCGUGUUUUCCUCAGUGUUGCUUAAGUGUCCGUUGAGAUGGAGCAAAAACAACUACUGUAACUGUUAGACCACUUGAUCUCUAAACGGAUUUGACAGAUGCUAUGUUUUUCCCCAUUUUUUUCUUCUUUCGUUGUUUUGCGAAGCAUCACUUUUGCUCUCGUUAGUUACAUUUUUAACGCAACCUACCUGUGUGGUAAACCUGACGCUAAAGAUAGAAAUAAAAACAAAUUUUCUACAAGUUUCAACUUCGUAUCUUUUACGCAGAUAAAUUAAUGAAACGCUU
Molecule: messenger RNA, 1742 nt
Organism: Hyalella azteca
Lineage: Eukaryota; Metazoa; Arthropoda; Malacostraca; Amphipoda; Hyalellidae
Product: protein MIS12 homolog
Exons: 7
Coding region: 109-801 (230 amino acids)
Biological process (GO): protein localization to kinetochore; mitotic sister chromatid segregation; kinetochore assembly
Cellular component (GO): chromosome, centromeric region; nucleus
Source: RefSeq, a predicted model, not a curated record